AUGGCCUCGACAACGCUCACCGAGAACACCUUCAGCCACAGCGGCGACAAGGCCACCUUCUACUGGUCUGCUGGCCCAUCUCAGGGACCGUUGGUCAUCUUCAUCCACGGCUGGCCCGCCAACGGCGAGUCGUGGAAGCCUCAGCUCCUCGCUCUCGCCGCGCUCGGCUUCCGCACGAUCGCGCCCGACACCCGCGGCUACGGACGAUCCAGCGUACCCAAGGAAACCUCCGCCUACGCGUUGGAGCACCAUGUAUCGGACAUGCUGGCCCUGCUCGCCCACCUCGGCCGUGACAAGGCGGUGUGGAUCGGACACGACUGGGGUGCCGGCCUCGUCUGGGGCUUCGCCGCGCAGCACCCGGAGAAGUGCGUCGGCGUGUGCUGCAUGACGGUUCCGUACCACGUCCUCGAGCAUGGCCUGGAGGGUCUCGUCGCUCUUUCCAACCGCGAGCUGUAUCCCGAGGACCAGUACCCGCUCGCUCAAUGGGACUACCAGGCCUUCCACACCGAGCAGCCCGAAGCGAGUGCCAGCCAGCUAGCGGCCAACGUCACAAACACCGUCAAGCUGCUCUACCGAGGCGGAAGUCCGCAGACCUACGGCAAGCCCGCUUUUACCGCGUCACUUCGGAAGACCGGGGGCUGGUUCGGCGGCCUCCCAGAGGCGCCGGACACGCCCUUCGAGUCGACGCUGUUCAAGGACGACAAGCCGGCGUUCGAUCGCAUGGUCGCAGAGUUUGAGAAGAACGGCUUCGAGGGCCCUAAUGACUACUACCGCAACCACCCAGCCAACAAGGCGUACGCCCUAAAGGCACCGAACGGGGGCCGGCUGUCGUACCCCGUCCUCUUUGUGGAGGCACGAUGGGACAGCGUCUGUGAUACGUCCAUUUCGAGAUUGAGUGAGCCCAUGCGGGAAUUGUGCGAUGACCUCACCGAGGUGAGCAUCGAGGCGGGGCACUGGGUUGCGAUGGAGGAGCCGGAGGAGACCAGCGCGGCACUGGUGAGGUGGAUUGCUCAGAAGCUGCCCACGCACUUCCCCGGCUACUGGAAGACACCGUUCGUGUCGCGCAAGUGA
Messenger RNA from Colletotrichum chrysophilum, 1071 nucleotides. RefSeq lists its product as uncharacterized. NCBI's taxonomy places the organism in Eukaryota, Fungi, Ascomycota, Sordariomycetes, Glomerellales, Glomerellaceae. Gene Ontology annotation, molecular function: hydrolase activity. The transcript has a single exon. The record is from RefSeq and is a predicted model, not a curated record. The coding region runs from base 1 to 1071 and encodes 356 amino acids.